Molecule: messenger RNA, 551 nt
Organism: Cyprinodon variegatus (sheepshead minnow)
Lineage: Eukaryota; Metazoa; Chordata; Actinopteri; Cyprinodontiformes; Cyprinodontidae
Product: gamma-aminobutyric acid receptor-associated protein-like 1
Exons: 5
Coding region: 182-535 (117 amino acids)
Biological process (GO): cellular response to nitrogen starvation; macroautophagy; autophagosome assembly
Cellular component (GO): autophagosome; autophagosome membrane; cytosol
Molecular function (GO): GABA receptor binding; ubiquitin protein ligase binding
Source: RefSeq, a predicted model, not a curated record
UGUUCUGCCGAGAAGAGCAGUCGACAUCUUUGAAGAAAGGUUUUGGGUAUCAUGUUGUGACAUUUUGGUGGCUUAUAAAGUCAAUGCCGCUGCGUUGAGCGACUUCACUACACAAAGGAACUCCAAAGUUUAUUUGAAUUUUUAGUUAUUCUUCUUUUUUGCUGUUGUUUUGCUCUUAAAGAUGGGCAGUCAGUAUCAGCGCUCUGUCCCACUGGAGGUGAGGAGAGCGGAGGGAGAAAGAGUUCGGGCCAAGCAUCCUGACAAGAUACCGAUCAUUGUGGAGAGGGCCUCGAGGUCACGCGCUCCGGAGCUCGACAAGAAGAAGUACCUCGUACCCUCAGAUUUAACAGUGGGCCAGUUGUGCUUUCUGAUUCGUCAGCGUAUGUCUUUGAGACCAGAGGAGGCGCUCUUCUUCUUCGUUAACAACUCUCUCCCUCCAUCCAGCUGUCCUCUCUCAACUGUAUACGAGGAGCACCAUGAAGAGGACCUUUUUCUCUACAUGACUUACAGCAAUGAGAGCGUGUAUGGUGCUUAAAGCAAAACAAAAGACU